AUGGCUACGCUGCAACUUACUCCUCGAAAAGAAUAUUAUAGAUGGAAAAAUGUCAAUUUUUGUUGCGUUUGUGGUGACGAUAAAUCAUCCAGCAGCUUUACGAAGGUUUUCAGCGCUAUUGGCAAAGAAAAGAAGUUAUCUGAACUGAUAGGUUCCUUGACAAAAUUUGAGCUGGAAGAAUCCGACAGCAGUGCAGGAUCUUUAAAAGUCUGCCGAUCAUGCGAACGAAAACUCACAAAAUCAGCCGAUUUCCAGACAUGUGUAAUCACCACACUGCAAA
Molecule: messenger RNA, 280 nt
Organism: Paramuricea clavata
Lineage: Eukaryota; Metazoa; Cnidaria; Anthozoa; Malacalcyonacea; Plexauridae
Source: the annotation of a GenBank genome assembly